CCUCAUUCAACAAUACUCGGGAUAUGAGUGAGUAACUCAGCUGGGUGAGUAGAAAUUCUACUACUCGACUCAUGAGUACCCAGUGCGCAGCCUACCCACACGUAUACCCCCGCAGCCAUACUCAUCCACCAUGUCGGAUACAGGGGCUGCAAAUUUGUCCACAGAGCCAAGGAAAGACAUACAAGAAGAAUCAAACAGCAAAAAUGUAGCUGUAGAGAAAAACGAAGCAACAGCGGCCGAAGCGCCACAAGAAGAGCCAAAAUUACCGCCACUUAGCGCAUCGGAUUUCGCGGCCUACAACGGCAUGGCGGAGCACAUGGAAUACUUCCACAAUAAUUUCCGGAGGACGUGGAACCUUCUAUAUGGUGCCUGCGAGUCUAACCAACGCCCAAAGAACAUGUCCAUCAAGCAGUUCAUCACCACUGGCCUGCAGUUUUGUGGGCAUCUCACGGCGCAUCACUCCAUCGAAGAGGUGCACGUCUUCCCUGUUCUCGCUAAGAAAAUGCCGGAGUUCAAGAACGGCCCUAAGUACAAGGGCGCAGCGAAGUUGUUAAGGCAGCACAAGGAGAUCCACGAUGGCUUGGACGUAUUUAAGCUGUACUUGCAGCAGUGCCAAACUGGGGAGGCCGACUUUGAUUUGAGGGUGCUCAAGACGAAGAUGGACUCCUGGGGAACAGUGUUAUGGACUCAUCUAGAUCAAGAGGUCAAGACGUUGGGUGCCGAGAACAUGAGGAAAUACUGGACUGUAGCAGAGAUGAGGCGGAUGCCAAUGUAAAUAUCCAUAUAUAGAAAGAACAUAAUUUGAUUUUAACAACAAUAUUAAUACUUGAUCCCC
Molecule: messenger RNA, 835 nt
Organism: Pseudogymnoascus destructans
Lineage: Eukaryota; Fungi; Ascomycota; Leotiomycetes; Thelebolales; Thelebolaceae
Exons: 2
Coding region: 131-775 (214 amino acids)
Source: RefSeq, a predicted model, not a curated record